AUGCACCUGGACGCACGGCUACUGGCAGCAAUCUCGACGCUCUACAACAUCAAAGAGCCCACGGCACUGCAGCGGCGGCUAAUGCCACAUCUGAUGUCGCCGCGCAAUCAUGUGGUAGUGGUGGAGGCGACAGGCACGGGCAAGACAUUCACGAUGCUCUUGGCCAUGCUGUCGGCGACAGUGGCCGAAUACAAGGCAUUGGCGGGCGAGAAGAAGCCGCUGGAGUACUUGAAAAUGACCAGCCUGUUUGUGGUGCCGAACCGCGAGCUGGCGCUACAGAUUGAACAGUGGGCGAAGCAGAUUCUGAAGGAGGCGUAUCCGGAGCUGGGCGGCAUGGUGCAGAGCUUUGUCAGUGGCGAGCCGUACCAGGCGCAGCAAAUCAAAGUGCUGAAACGGCAUGGGCCGCCGGCGAUUGCCGUGGGCACGCCUAGAAGACUACUGGAGCUGCUCAGCGACGAUGGGAAGGCCACGGGAGCCAAGGAUUUCGUAGGGUUGCGGCGGCUGUACAUUGACGAGGUCGACAAUCUGGUCAAGAUCCCGGGCAAGCACGCGACCGAGAAGCAGCGCAAACUGCGUUUGACCAAGCCGCGACCAGGGCAGGUUCUGGUCGACACAGUCUUUGAGAUGUUUGGUCUGGCGGCGCUCGCCAGAGCACAGCAGCCCAAGCGCCUGGCGCCCACGCCCAGCAGACAGCACAAGAUAGGCUGGCACAAGGACGACAUGGCAGUGAGCAAGCAGUUUGGUGCGGCUAUGGGGGCGGUCGAGCGGGGCAUAGAGGCGGUGGAGAUUGACCGGGACAUGGGCAAGGGGAUCGUCGGCGCACGCACGCUGCAGGUGGUGGCAUCGUCGGCGACGGCAUCGCGGGCGCUGCGGUCAUGGAUGGGGCGGCGCGGAUGGGUCGGGCCGCAGCCCGUGUGGGUGACCAGCGAAGCGCAGCGCACGCCGCCACAGAUCAAGCACUUCUGCCUGGUGGUCGAGAACGAGCACAAGAUCCGCAACCUGCAGAUCAAGGACAAGUCGCCCGAGGCAGCACUGGCGCGGUACCGCGAGGCCCUGGACGCCAAGGCCGCGUGGGUGCCGGGCGCCACGCCCUGGGACUCUGGCGUUGAGGUGCGGUCUGAGCAGCAGCAGCAGACGGUCAUGGAGAUCAUGGCCGAGGCCGCCAGCAAUGUGAUCCGGGAAAUGCAGCCGGCGGGCACGGUGGUGAUAUUCACGCGCGCCGACGCCAGCACCGCACAGUUUGGCCAUGUCCUGGAAAGCUACGGCGUGCGGGCACGCGACAUUAUGAUGCGGUUCGGCGAUUCCGCAAUGUCGGGCGGCUCCGAGCCGGCGGUGUUUCUGGCCACCGAAGAGGCUGCGCGCGGCUUGGAUAUCCCCGACGCCAGCUUGGUGUUGAUCCUGGAUGUGCCCAAGACUGUCGGCAGCUACUUGCAUAUGGCCGGGCGGACCGGCAGGUGCGGGCGCGCGGGCAGCGUGGUGACGGUGGUGCCGGUGGGACGAUUGGGGUACUACGAGAGCAAGAUGCGCGGCAUCUACGGCGCUUUGGGGGUCCAGCCCUUGAGGGCUCCGUUUGUUGAAGACUGA
Messenger RNA from Linderina pennispora, 1584 nucleotides. Its product is annotated as P-loop containing nucleoside triphosphate hydrolase protein. Lineage: Eukaryota; Fungi; Kickxellomycota; Kickxellomycetes; Kickxellales; Kickxellaceae. The transcript has 2 exons. The coding region runs from base 1 to 1584 and encodes 527 amino acids. The record is from RefSeq and is a predicted model, not a curated record. Gene Ontology annotation, molecular function: ATP binding; nucleic acid binding.